Molecule: messenger RNA, 2434 nt
Organism: Lingula anatina
Lineage: Eukaryota; Metazoa; Brachiopoda; Lingulata; Lingulida; Lingulidae
Product: sugar transporter SWEET1
Biological process (GO): carbohydrate transport
Cellular component (GO): membrane
Molecular function (GO): sugar transmembrane transporter activity
Source: RefSeq, a predicted model, not a curated record
GUUGUAUGCAUUGGAACGAAUGCGUGGCAUACGCAAGUGAAUCAGUGGAAGCGUGUAGUGUCAUAGGGGGCUCAGCAUUUAACUGGUGAAACAACGAGAAGCAAUUUACAUUAUUCCAAUGGAACUGUUAGAAAUAGUAGGAUGGAUCACUCAGAUAACUACAGUAGCUAUGUUUACAACUGGCAUCCCCGUAUGCUGGUCAAUGGUAAAAACAAAGGAUGCUCGUCAUGUACCAUACCCAUUUUUUCUGCUUGGAGAUAUUGGUAACAUAUGUUUCCUUGUGUAUGGAUUGAUGGUGAAUGAUAGCAUCCUGAUAUCAUUGAACUUGAUCGGUGCUGUUCUGAAUACAGUGUACAUUUUUGCAUAUAUAUCUGUAGUAAGCUCCAAGAGUCACCCUAUACAGAUGUUGAUAGGCGGUGUGAUUUACAUAUGCGGACUAUUUUACUUCUUGACGUAUCUGUCACCGCCUGCAGUUUUCGCUCAUAGACUUGGAUUGGCCACGAGUUUGCUCAAUACAGUGAUGCUUAGUACACCUCUGUUCUUAGAGAUACCACAGCAUCUGAAGGAAAAGAGCACAGAGGGUAUGUCGAUGGCCAUGUUAAUAGGGACUAUUGCUUGUGCCUCCUCAUGGACCUCCUACGGACUGUUGGUCAAUGACCCUUUUAUAUAUAUGCCCAAUGUGCCUGCUAUACUAGGAGCAGUUGGAAAGAUAGGAUUGUUGGUGGUGUAUGGGAUGCCUGGAAGUAAGACCAAGGCAGAGUAAUACAGAAGAUAACUGUGAAAGGACACACACAAUAUACUGCUUUAAAUAUUAUAUUUUGCUUUAUUGCUUAUUUCAUUGCAUUUAUACAUAGCUGUUUGGUAUAGACACUGCAUCAAGAAUCAUGUUUUAUGUAUUGUAACAUAUUGCACAUAAUUUUGCUAUCAGAUAUUUUAUCUAUAAGCAAGGAUGUUUUGCUGUCAAUCCAAAACAUCCUGAAAACAAGAUUACAGUUUUACCUUAUUGUUUGAAGAUAAAGAUAUGGGUUGUUUACCCAUGAUUACAAUGUAAGCUUUGUAUAAGGUUUUUAAUGACACUACAAUGUUAGGAAUAUGUUUCAUAAAUACUGUGGAAAAUGUUUUUGACUUUUUAAUGUUGGUAUCUAAUGUUCUGAAAUUGCCAGGCAGUUUUGUUUUAUAUUGAAUAUCUGAAAUCAUCAUUGAUUAGGUUGCUGAAUUAAAACAGUUUAUAAUGUUUCAUGUUGUGCUAUGUAUUCUGAAGACAAACUAUUUAUAGUUAACACUGGAUUUUUUCUUACUUUUGAAAGACUCUUAUUUAUUUAUUAUUUUAUUUAUUAUUAUUUGAAAGAUUUAAAAGUGUGUAAUUUGGCAGUGUUUCUGGAAACUUAUUUAAAAAGAGAAAAGUGCCAUAUACUGAGAAUAUAUAUUUGAAAGUUGAAAAGCACUUGGAGAGUCAAAGCAAUCUUUGAUCAUUUGUUUAGUUCAUCAAUUAGUGAAUUAAUAAUCUCAUUUCUUAUUAUCAUUAAUUAUCAAUUAACUGAUUAAUUAGCUAAAUUUUAAUUCACAGAUUAAUUGGUUGGCUAAUUAAUAAACUUAUUAGUUAACUAGUUAAUGAAAUACAAAAGAAGUCCAUUCAAAACCUAUAUUCUUAAAAUUUUAAAAUCAAGUUUUUUUUUCAAAUGUUUUCAGACAGUAUGCAAUAGUCUGAUCAGAAUUUUUUUCUUUGCUAAUUAAAACUUACACAUUACAUUUCAUAUGAAAUAUUUAUGAAUAGCCUGUUAUAAGCAUUUAACUGCUAAUAAUUAACAUUUAAAAUACUUUGACCAAUGUUGGGGAAUUCUGCCUUCAGCAGCAAUAUUCUUUUGUAAGAUAAUCUUAAUGGACUAGAUCCAUCCCAUGACGACAGUGUUCCAAGGUCAGGAUAAUUUAUCCAGUGCCAAUUUAAAUUUAAUCAAGAAAUUGAAAUCUUCCAUUUGAAAUGUAAGUAUGUGAAUGGCCAAAUAACUUUUUUGCCAAAUUGUUGACACCUUUUAGAGAUCUUGUAUAAAAAUAGGUUUAGCAUACAAUAGGUAUUAGCCAUAUUAGCAAUAUCAGUGAAGCAUGUUCUGGUCACAACUGUUUUAUAUAAAAGCAAAUCCAUGAAUUCUACAACUUAAUAUGUCAAAUUAUUUGCUUCAGAAGCCAAUUUAGUGUAUUUAAAGCAAGUAUAUCACAAGACAAUUUUAAUUUGUAUGUAAUAGCACUUUGUUUAUUUGGUUAUUACUCCACAGGUCUAGUAUUCAGACAAUUUAUAAUUUCUUGCUACUACAAACUUUUAUUAUUAUUAUUAUUAUUAUUAUUAUUAUUAUUAUUAUUAUUAUUACUUGAAUGCAUUUAUCUGUUCAAUACAAAAUGCAUCAGUUUUAUUUUCAAAAUUAUUCAUACUAAUGUUGGA